This is a messenger RNA of Purpureocillium takamizusanense, 3113 nucleotides long. RefSeq lists its product as uncharacterized. The transcript is spliced from 3 exons. The record is from RefSeq and is a predicted model, not a curated record. NCBI's taxonomy places the organism in Eukaryota, Fungi, Ascomycota, Sordariomycetes, Hypocreales, Ophiocordycipitaceae. The coding region runs from base 540 to 2702 and encodes 720 amino acids.
CCCCCCCCUCUUGCAACCAACAAUCCUCCGUAGCCACUUCCGACUGCUUCGUCAAACGACUUGCCAUUGAGGCCUUCUUCCCUCCCUCUCCCGUCUCACACGACCGUCUCAGCACGCCAUCUUGCCGUCCUCUUCUUGCCGCGAGACCCGCCACUCCUCGGCCGACCAGCCUGCACUUCGAUCAGCAACCUCAAACGCCCCUCCGAUCAUGACCGCAUCGAUCAUCGCAUAGCCAAGCUACCUCUCCCCCGCGGCGCAUGACGACAAUGCUCUUGUGCCCCCACACUACAUUGACGACUUGUCGCUUCUAUCAAAAGCUCCCUCGCUAGAUCUCGCCCUACCGUUUGCGAAUCAACGACUACGACUCUUGCCACCCUCACAGCAGACACCUUAUUACUGCUCCCUUCAGGUUGACGCUGGCCUUCCAUCGUUUCUCGCUUCUCCUCGACGCAGCACGCGCGUCGACGCACCCGCAGGAGCACUCAGCGAUAACACAUACCACGAUUAUACCCAGCUUGCAUCCCACAGCGUUGCCCACCAUGUCUAGGAACGAGCAUCGGCCCAUGAGCAUCGAUGCCAUGCUGGACAUGGAGCGGCAAGAGGUGCUUGCCCUACUCGAAAGCAAAAGCCAGGGGAGCGCCUCGCCGGAGAGAGAACGAAUUCGUUCCUCGUCACCGUAUACCGCCCCACCACGCUCCCCCGUCCGGAGCAUGCUAGACAUUGAGGAGGAGGAACCCGAUACUGUCCGCACCGCACCGGGCAAUCAAGCCCCAGUACGGAGCAUGUUGGACGUUGACGGGCCCGUCGCCACGACCCAGGCACCUGUGCGCAGCAUGCUCGACCUCAGCCGUCCGUCUCCGCCCGCAUCGACACAUAGGAGCGUCAGCCCUAUAUCACCUGGAACGGUCGAGCCACGGUUUGCGUCCUCGCAAUCGAUGGGCUCAAUCCACCCGAGGAGUAUGUCGGAUGCCGGGAUGAAACCAGGUAACCUCGGAGGGCGUUCAUCGUCACGAAAUGACCGAACUUCCGAGUAUCAGUUUUCCGGCAUCCUCUCACACAAUACUGGCGGGCCUGGGCAGACGAAGCGGAACAGCUCGUCAGGCAAGAGACUGUCUCACGGCAAUUCUCUCGGCGAGGCUCUUCGCGGAGCUGACCUCAGCAGUCUCCAACUCAAUGAUCGCGGGCGACACUCCUCCAUCGGUAGCCGUUUGGGACAGUCCAAGUCACCGCAUGGCCGCUGGGAGACUAGAUCACGCUCACCAGCCACUUUUUCGUCGAAACUGCCGUCCAACAAGACAGUGUUGGAUGAUGGACAGACCUUGGACCUCAGCAAUGCUUACCGCAGGCUGUCGGACGCAAACCUGGCUUUCAGCAGCGGGAGCCUUGCCAGUCUACCCAUGCGCAAGCGCUCCGAUGACGUCGGUGAGGGCCGACUGGUCAAGGAUUACCUCGGACCAGAUGGUGAACAUCUUGAUUCGAGCGACGAAGACGAGCCAUAUUCUUCCGACGACGAAGACCGCGGACGUAAGACGGCACCUAGAUCGCUAAACCCUCGCGCUCGCGGAGACAGUCGGGAUAGCAAGUCGCGGUCACCGUCAGGCCCAGCUGAGCGCAAGAGCCUGAGUUUGCUGGCCGCCGCCGAGCAAGAACGUAAGGAGGUGGCCUCGCAGCGGCCCGCCUACCAGUAUAGGUCAUUGAUCCCGGAGCCGGAGAUCAAGAUUACAAACACGUCUGGCGACACAGUGAAGCAGUCGAAGGGCGGAAUUCACCCACAGACGAGCUACGACCCGGGUUUGGCGUCCGGUGCACCGUCUGUUGUCGACUCAGAUGAGGAAGCCGACAUGGACGACAUCAAGCGGGCACAGAAACUGUCGUUUUCGAUGACGAAUAUUCUGACGAGCCCAGAGGCGCAUCGUUCGAUCCGGAUCAUUUAUCGCGGCGAGUACAACAAGAUUGUUCAGCAAGCGGAGGAUGAGAACCACCGUUUGAGAAAGUAUCUCGUCGCAACAGACUUGAGCGAUGAAUCCACGCAUGCGCUCGAGUGGGCCAUAGGAACGGUGUUGCGAGAUGGUGAUACCCUUAUUGCGAUAUACUGCGUGGAUGAGGAGACGGGCAUUGUGACGGGUGAGGGGUCGUUGGUGCCCGACGAACCGUCAGCGAUGAAGGAGCAGGCAGCGGCGAUCAACAACGUCACGAACUCGAAAAUUGCACCGGCCCCCGUCAGCCCGUUGAGAGAGCUGCACAGGGCCACGCCCCUGCACAUGCGCACUGGAUCUGGGGACACACCGACCUCGUCACCAGCGCCAUCUGCGAGGGGCGAUCGAAAGAGGGCGGAGGAAGAACGAAGCCACGCCGUCAACGACAUGACCGACCGAGUCGUGCGGCUGUUGCGGAAAACAAGGCUGCAGGUACGGGUGAUUGUGGAAGUGCUGCACUGCAAGAACCCAAGACACCUCAUCACCGAGGUCAUUGACCUUGUAAACCCAACUUUGGUUGUGAUUGGCAGCCGCGGCAGGAGUGCACUCAAGGGCGUCAUUUUGGGCUCCUUCUCCAAUUACUUGGUGACAAAGAGCUCAGUACCCGUCAUGGUAGCGAGGAAGCGGCUGCGGAAGCAGAGCAAAUACAAGCAGAAGGCAGUCAAACAAGUUAACAACCUCAGCAACCCCGCGGCGCGGAGUCUCGCGAACGCAAAGAUCGACUAGUGGGAACGGGCCCAAGGAACGGCAAUAGCGGAAGAGGCAACAAUGACUGACGAGCAAAGGCGAGGGGGAAUUGCCACUCAUUUGCUUCCUUGCUUUUUUUUUCGGAUGGCAGCUGUAACAACAGGUAUGAAGUAGCGAUACAGCGACAAGCAACGAGAACGGGUGACAAGUAGAUGUUGGGACAGGCUGGUGAAGGCGGCAUGGAUACACCUCUAUGGCUGGACAGGGGAGAUGGAAUGACGAUACCAUGAGGGUCGGGGUCUAGGUAGCGCCGCAGCUUGGCAUUGCAGGUGGUCCUUGUGCGGAGCAACUCUACUUCGUAUCACGGUGAUCCUUGUCUGGAAGCGAAUCCUGUGCCGUACAUGGUUGCUAGGCAUGGGUCGUACCUACAUACAAAUGUGCAUUCGAGGC